UGAGGAAAAAACCCUAACCCAAAAAUUGCUUCCAGAAAAUUAAUAAUUACAUGUUCUUUCUGUCUCGAAUGGAAGCUGAUGUCUCUAUCAUCUUACAUAUUAUCUCUCUAGAACGUUAGGUUUUUUGCGGUUACUUUAUUUUCUGAGAGAUCGGGAACUUCGGAUCGUUGUUGUUUGUGUAAGUGGUUGUGGUGGUUGGUGGAGGAAGAGGAGAUGAGGAGUGUGAGUUUCGUGUUCGUGGUAUUUCUUUUCGCUCAUAGGCUUUGGAUGGUGUCAGGGACCGUGGUUUUGAUUGGCAACAAUGUUACUUUGUCUUUCGAUGACAUCGAAGCUAAUUUCUCUCCACUGGUUCAAGGGUCUGGUGAAUGUGGAGUAUUGCACUUGGCAGAGCCGCUAGAUGCAUGCUCAGAGUUGACAAAUAAAGUUGAGCGAGUUUUGAAUACUAGCUUACCAUUUGUGUUGAUUGUUAGAGGAGGAGGAUGUAGUUUUGAAGACAAAGUGAGAAAAGCGCAGAAAGCAGGUUUCAAAGCUGCUAUUGUCUAUGACAAUGAAGAUGAUGGAGUCUUGGUUUCAAUGGCAGGAAAUCCAGCUGGUGUAAAAAUACAUGCUGUGUUUGUUUCCAGAGCUUCUGGCCAAAUACUCAAGAAUUAUGCUGGCUUACCUGAUAUGGAGCUGUGGAUUAUCCCGAGCUUUGGAAAUUCAGCAUGGUCAAUUAUGGCAAUCUCCUUUAUUUCUCUCCUUGCAAUGUCUGCUGUGCUGGCUACGUGUUUCUUUGUGCGCAGACAUCAGACAAGACAAGAUUCACGGGAAAGGCCUCAAGCUUCUCGCGCGCGGGAAUUUCAUGGAAUGAGCAGCCGUUUAGUGAAAGCAAUGCCAAGUCAGAUAUUUGCUUCUGUUGUAGAAGACAACUGUACUUCAAUGACAUGUGCCAUAUGCCUUGAGGAUUAUAGUGUGGGGGAAAGGCUGAGGAUUUUGCCAUGCCGUCACAAAUUUCAUGCUUUCUGUGUGGAUUCUUGGCUUACCUCAUGGAGAACAUUUUGCCCAGUAUGCAAGCGUGAUGCGAGGACUGCAAUGGGUGAUCCACCAGCAUCUGAAUCCACACCAUUGCUGUCAUCUAGCGCAGCUUCUGUUGCUUCAUCAGCACUGUCGUCUUUUCGAUCUUCUUUAGCAUCAUCAUCAGCCAUACAAAUACUGCCAGCAUCGUCAGUGCCAGCAUCAUCAAUGCCUCUUUCAGUUCCUCGUACUCAUUCGCUUGCUAGCACUCCAUAUGCUCAACAGUCUCUAAGAUCCUACCCUCAGUCUCCUUCCGUGAGUGUGAGCCGAAGCUCAGUUGAUCUUAGGAAUGCUUCUUCUCAAAGAUCCCAAUAUGCCCAUUUCGUUUCACCACACUCUUCAGGUUAUCCAUCUUUAAUACCAACUAGUUCCAGAUACAUAUCUCCCUAUAUUAGAAGCCCAAGCUAUGCCUCACCAAGUUUAAUCAGUUCAUCGGGUUAUCAGCCAAACCCACUGCGCUGUAGUGAUUCAGCUGCAAGCUUCUCUCCUUUUGCUUCUGCUCAUUCGCUUCCAGAAUCAUGAUUGGAAGUUACUGAAUGAUAAUUCUGGUAAAUGCUACAAAAGCUAUAUGACGAGUGAGCUGGCAUUUGUCAAACCCUUCUAACCUCUAGUUCUCACUUUACUGGCAUUGCUUGAUGAUUGGGUAUCAUUGUUGUGCUGGGUUGCUCUCUUGUCCCGUGGCUGGACGAUCAUGUACUGCCUGCAUUUUGUACAUUGUAGCUUAGAAGUUUGUGCCGUUGAUAUCGAGUGAUUAUUAUGCUAUCAUUAACGGAGUUUUGUGGUGUGUAUUAUUUUUGACAAUGGUGAAUAUGUUGAUCACUUUUUGC
Tripterygium wilfordii is the source of this 1880-nucleotide messenger RNA. Its product is annotated as receptor homology region, transmembrane domain- and RING domain-containing protein 2-like. The transcript has 4 exons. The record is from RefSeq and is a predicted model, not a curated record. Bases 214 to 1575 code for a protein of 453 amino acids. Lineage: Eukaryota; Viridiplantae; Streptophyta; Magnoliopsida; Celastrales; Celastraceae.